AUGUCCCGACAACAGCCUAUCCGCCCGAAAUCUCGAGAUGAUUUUGAGAUCGCAAUUUUCUGCGCUCUCACGUUUGAGGCUGACGCUAUUCUUGCCUUGUUUGAUCACCGCUGGGAUAAGAAUGAGGAAGGCCAGUCUUUCGGGAAAGCCGAUGGCGACCCAAACGCGUACUCAACUGGCGCUAUUGGGAAACACAAUGUGGUCCUAGCACAUCUUCCUGGUACGGGGAAGGUUGCAGCGGCAAACAUUGCAGCCUUCUGCCGUAUGAGCUACCUAAAUAUCAGCUUGGCAAUUGUUGCAGGGACUUGUGGUGGGACUCCAAUUUAUGGGAAAGGAAAGGAGAUCCUGCUUGGAGAUGUGAUCAUUAGCACUGGUGUUGUUCAAUAUGAUCUCGGCAAGUGCUAUCCAGACAAAUUCAGGACGAAAGAUACACCAGAGGACAGCCUUGGAAGACCAAGCCUUGAAUUGAGGUCUCUCUUAGCAAAACUGAUGACAAAUAGACAUCACGAAAGACUACAGAUUGCAACUCAGAAACAUCUCCAGGAGGUCCUAGGGGAAACCUACGACGUGAUUGACCACCCGGAGGGUUUACCCAACAUUCUCUUCAAAACAAAUUAUCGUCAUAAGCACCAAGAGCCAACACAUUGUACCAUAUGUACUGCUUGUAAGGGAAUUUCAGACCCUGUAUGCGAUGUUGCUCUCAGUUCGAGUUGCAAAGAGCUCAGAUGUGAUCUUCGACAGCUGGUCUUACGCAGUCGACUGGGCCAAAUCGAUAAUAAUAACCAGAGGGCAACCGUUGGUAUUAAUGGUGAAGCCUUUCUUCCAAUGAUUCACUUCGGGAAGUUCGGCUCAGGGGACUCGGUGGUAAAGUCAGGAGAAUAUCGCGACCAGCUCACGGCUAGCCAUGGCGCUAUAGGGUUCGAAAUGGAGAGUGCUGGAGUUUGGGAACUUUUCCAAACUGUUGUCAUCAGGGGCGUGUCUAAUUAUGCUGAUUGUCAUAAGAACGACAUUUGGCAGAUCUUCGCUGCUGCAUCUGCUGCUGCGUGUACUAAAGCAUUUCUCAAACACUGGGAAUCGACGAGACAAGAAACCAGAUCGGCAACAGAAGGACAGGGGCUUGGAGAGACUGUUAUCGACACUCUUCAUUUCCCAGACCUCAACGAAACAAUCAACAACCCUACGCCUCCAGCCUCAGUAACAUGUCAAUGGAACAUUGAGGCCUGA
Molecule: messenger RNA, 1224 nt
Organism: Fusarium poae
Lineage: Eukaryota; Fungi; Ascomycota; Sordariomycetes; Hypocreales; Nectriaceae
Exons: 2
Coding region: 1-1224 (407 amino acids)
Biological process (GO): nucleoside metabolic process
Molecular function (GO): catalytic activity
Source: RefSeq, a predicted model, not a curated record